Messenger RNA from Chlorella variabilis, 759 nucleotides. RefSeq lists its product as hypothetical. The transcript has 6 exons. Gene Ontology annotation, biological process: nucleocytoplasmic transport. NCBI's taxonomy places the organism in Eukaryota, Viridiplantae, Chlorophyta, Trebouxiophyceae, Chlorellales, Chlorellaceae. Bases 1 to 759 code for a protein of 252 amino acids. Gene Ontology annotation, molecular function: GTPase activator activity. The record is from RefSeq and is a predicted model, not a curated record. Gene Ontology annotation, cellular component: cytoplasm; nuclear pore.
AUGAGCGCCGAGGAGCAGGCAAAGACGGAGGUGGCACCUGAUGAGGAGCCCAAGGCCGCCUCCCCCACCCCGAUCUUCGGCGCCUCGUCCACCUUUGGCGGCACCGGCUUCGGCGGCUUUGCGGCGGGCGGCGGCGGCUUUGCGGCCAAGGCCGCCGCCGGCGAGGGCGGCGAGGGCGGCGACGCCGCGGCCGCCGAGGGCGGCGAGGAGGAGGAUGGGGCCGGCGAGGAGGAGUGCAAGGCGGAGUUCAAGCCCAUUGUGCAGCUAGACGAGGUGGAGGUCAGCACGGGGGAGGAGGAGGAGGAGGCGCUCUUUGACGCCAAGUGCAAGCUGUACCGGUACGACAACGACGCCGGCGAGUGGAAGGAGCGGGGCGUGGGCCAGGGCCGCAUCCUGCAGCACAAGGAGAACAAGAAGAUCCGCUUCCUCAUGCGACAGGACAAGACGCUCAAGAUCCGGGGCAACCACAUCAUCAUGCCGGGCACCAAAGUGCAGGAGCACGGCGGCAGCGACAAGGCCAUGGUGUGGUCCUGCGUCGACUUUGCCGACGAGUCGCAGCGCAUGGAGCUGUUCUGCAUACGCUUCGCCUCGCCGGAGCGCGCGCAGCAGUUCCAGGCGGCCUACCACGAGGCUGGAAAGAAGAUGGAGGCGCUCAUCGGCACCCCCGGCUUUGCAGAGGAGAGCGAGGACAAGAAGGCGGUUGAUGAGCUGGCGGGGGAGGUGGAGGCAAAGGCGACGGUGGAGGACAAGGCAGAGUGA